Molecule: messenger RNA, 1746 nt
Organism: Anthonomus grandis grandis
Lineage: Eukaryota; Metazoa; Arthropoda; Insecta; Coleoptera; Curculionidae
Product: zinc finger protein 813-like
Exons: 6
Coding region: 129-1577 (482 amino acids)
Biological process (GO): regulation of transcription by RNA polymerase II
Cellular component (GO): nucleus
Molecular function (GO): zinc ion binding; DNA-binding transcription factor activity; RNA polymerase II cis-regulatory region sequence-specific DNA binding
Source: RefSeq, a predicted model, not a curated record
UUGUUUCCUUUUGCUUUCCUGUGAUCUAUACUUUUGGGGUCUCCCGACCCAUUCCAGCUUCCAGCCUUCCUGGGACAACAAUAACAACAACCAAAUUUUCCAUUUUAUAAUUUUAUAAAUAAUAAACAAUGAAAACGUACAGUAGGAAAAAGGUCGACGAGAGUGUCGAGUUUGAGGAAAUCAUAGAUUUAGACGACGUGUGUCGUUUGUGUAUGGAAAAAGAGGAUGAGUUAAUAUCCAUAUUCAAUAACGAAGAAGUGGUGCCCCUUACCCUAAGAAUUAUGGCCUGUGUAGCCCUAGAGGUUUUUGAAGGUGAUGGUCUGCCUGAUAAAAUCUGCCACCCGUGCAAGUUUCAACUGGAGAAAUCAUAUAAUUUCCGAAAGAAAUGCGAACAAUCCGACAUGAAAUUACGGAUACAUUUGAAAGAACUUAAAGAGAAACUGGGGAAUAUCAUUGAGGAUGAUGAGUUUAAUAGAGAUUCUCAAGGAGAUAGAUCGGACGAGGAUGAAUUGGAAAUAGUGCAUGAUAGUAUGGAUAAGGAAACUGAGGAAAGUACUGAGAAAGUCGCCAGUACUGAAGAGGAUAUUGUGGGGGUGGCCAAAGUGUCGUAUAUCGAAGGACCAGAAGAACCAGAAAACACGCCCAACGAAAUCACUUUGGCGGCAGACACGGAGGGCAGCAAAGAGGCUUGCACCCUCAAAACUUCCGCGACAUUAAAAGUAGAAACUGAGCAACUCGAUAAUGACGACGAUAAUGUCAGUAGCUCAGAUCAACCCAUGGACGAUAUUUACGACAGUAAUAUCGGUGCAAUCGCCGAUGCCGUUAAGGCCACUUUAGCAAACCAACCGGGAAUUAAUGUUGCGGGUCAACUGCAGAUUAAAGUGAACCCGUCGUCGGGGAAAACCACCCAAGUGGAGGUGACCACUGACGACGGCCACGUGAUCGUCAUGGAAAUAUCCACCGAGGAUCAAGUGGACGAUCGGAACUCUAAUAGCGAAAACUUGAAGCGUGACUCUGUUUUAACGGAAAUAAACGAUGAAGGGGAAUUGAAAGUGUUCAAGUGCGAGUACUGUCCGUUGUCCUUCUCGAGAAGGAUCGCACUUAAGAGGCACUCGUCGGUGCAUUCGCAGCAACGUGGCUUUAGCUGCGGUAUUUGCGAAAAAUGGUUCCCGACCAAAUCGGCCCUAAUAAGACACGAACGGAUCCACACCGGCGAGCGUCCCUUCCAGUGCGAAAUAUGCACGAAAAGUUUCGCCCAAAAAGAGAUCCUCUUCAGGCACAUGAUGACCCACUCGGGUCAGAAGCCGUACAACUGUCCCCAGUGUCCGAGCGGGUUCAAUCAAAAAGUGCAUCUGCGCAGUCACAUGCGCAAACACGCGGAAUCCGACCCGCACGACAUGCAACUGCACUACUGCAGUCUGUGCCCGAAAGUUUUCUGUCACGCGUCCGGUUUAAGCAGACAUUUACUGACGCACACGGGGAAAUUGUUCAAGUGCACCGACUGUCCCAAGACGUUCACCGACAAAAGUUCCCUGAGGAGGCAUCGGUUACAAAACGGGCCCAGGUGCGGUAGUUAGUGUCGCAUUUUUUUUUCAAGUGAAUUAGUUUACCGAACUGACGAGGCAGAGGGGUCGAAACGCGCGUCAAGAGUUAGACUCGUUGCAAGACGUUGGUAGUUAUUCUUAGGUAGUGAUAAACUGGAAAGGUGUGUUUUUAAAAUAUCAAUAAAUAAAAGAGUUCGAUUAU